Molecule: messenger RNA, 222 nt
Organism: Colletotrichum abscissum
Lineage: Eukaryota; Fungi; Ascomycota; Sordariomycetes; Glomerellales; Glomerellaceae
Exons: 1
Coding region: 1-222 (73 amino acids)
Source: RefSeq, a predicted model, not a curated record
AUGUCGCGGUCUGUGGUUUGCGGGGUGCUAAGUUUGGUGGCUUGGAUGCGAUUGAAGUCUGUUUACGCGGGCAAUUGCAAUGCAGAAGUCGCGCGGGAGAAAAUGCAAAUGAAUAAAAUGCAGAACGGCAAGCCGAAGAAAAUGGCGAAAAGACUACUGGCGAAAUCGCCUCUGCUGCGUCCGCUACCUGCGGUGACGUUUGGUCGUGAUAUGGGAAAAUAG